Molecule: messenger RNA, 1722 nt
Organism: Recurvomyces mirabilis
Lineage: Eukaryota; Fungi; Ascomycota; Dothideomycetes; Mycosphaerellales; Teratosphaeriaceae
Gene: SRV2
Product: suppressor of rasval19
Exons: 2
Coding region: 1-1722 (573 amino acids)
Biological process (GO): cytoskeleton organization; actin filament organization
Cellular component (GO): cytoplasm
Molecular function (GO): adenylate cyclase binding; actin binding
Source: RefSeq, a predicted model, not a curated record
AUGGCCAGCCCUGCAAGUCGUUACAGCACUCAUAAGCCCGUCUCCAUCAAUACAUCAGACAAUCCGCUUACGACGCUUAUUCGCAGACUUGAAGCAGCAACCUCUCGAUUAGAAGAUAUUGCCUCGUCGGCCGCGAGCUAUGAGGGCAACGAUCAGAACUCUGCGAAAGGCAAUGGGGCUGCUUCUGCAGUCGCCGUGGGUGGCAUAACACCUCAGAGCCAUGCGGGUAGUGCGGCGGAACCGCAAACAGGCAGUAAAGGGGUCGCCCCAGUAGCUGUAGCAGCACCAGCUGAAGACUUGCCUACCGUGAUCACAGCGAUGGAUGAGAUUAUAGACACGCAAGGGAAGAGCUUUGUGGAAGCGAGUCGAGGCGUUAAUCCUCUGGUGGAGGAACAGGCAUCCUUCGUAGCACAAGCCUUUGCCGAUCAACGACGCUUCCUUCUCGUCUCAACGAAAGCCAAGAAGCCGGAUAUGCAGUCGCCAGAGACGUUCAAUGUCCUUCUCAACGACCUACAGCAACACUUGGGCAAGGUGGGAGACAUUCGGGACAGUCAUCGAGCGAGCCCAUUGAAGGAGCAUCUGGCCAUGGUGGGCGAGGGUGUGGCAGCCCUACAGUGGCUGCUUAUGGAUAGCAAACCGGCAGACUUUGUUGGUGAAACUCUUGGUGGAGCACAGAUGUAUGGCAACAGAGUGCUGAAGGAGUACAAGGAGAAAGACCCAGCACACGUCAAGUUCGUCCAAUCCUACUACGCCCUCCUCAAAGCCCUCCAGGCCUACGUCAAAGAACACUACCCACGAGGCUUAACCUGGAACAAUAAUGGUCCAGACGCCAUACAAACUUACCGUGACCUCGAUGCCUCCAAAGCGACCACCAACGGCGCGCCACCAACAUCUGGCGGCGCACCUCCACCCCCACCACCACCUCUUCCAAACUUCGACAACGUGCCCGGAGUACCUCCGCCACCACCCGGAGCCGCUCCCAAAGCCGUACCUCCAGGAGGCGACAUGGGCGCCAUCUUCGAACAGCUCAACCGCGGCGAAAGCGUAACCUCCGGCCUGAAGAAAGUAGACAAUUCCCAAAUGACGCACAAGAACCCGUCUCUACGUGCCGAAGGCGUCGUCGCCUCGGAUUCCAGGUCUAAGAGUCCCGGUCCAGGCAUCAAGCCUAAACCGCAGAGUAUGCGCCAAAACUCCACGACCUCCACCUCGACCACCACCUCCGCCGCACCCGCAAAGAAAGUACCUGAGAAAAAAGAAUUAGACGGCAGCAAAUGGAUCAUCGAGAACUUCGACUCCCCCAACCAACCAAUAACCCUAGAAGUGGAAAUCAGCCAAUCCAUCCUCAUCUCCCGCUGCAAAAACACCACCAUCAUCCUCCGGGGGAAAGCAAACGCCAUCUCGAUCGACAACUCCCCGCGCCUCCAAAUCCUCCUCGAAACCCUCGUCUCCAGCGUCGACGUCAUCAAAUCCCCGAACUUCGCUAUCCAAGUCACCGGUUCCUUACCCACGAUCCUGCUCGAUCAGGUGGAUGGCGCGAGUGUGUAUCUAGGGCAGGAGAGCCUGCGGACGGAGAUUUUCACGAGUAAAUGCUCGAGUAUUAAUGUUGUUUUGCCACCUCAGCGGGAGGAGGAUGAUGGGAAAGAAGUGGCGUUGCCGGAGCAGAUGAGGACGGUUGUUAGGGAUGGGAGGUUGGUCAGUGAAAUUGUUGAACAUGCUGGUUGA